AUGUCUUCCGCCGACGAUAGCGAGGCAGCUACGCUCUGGAAAGUGAACCGGACAAUCCACGAGCUCGUAAAGGACAGGGGCUAUCAAGUAGCGGACGAUGAGAUUCACAUGGAUCUAACCACUUUCAAGUCCCACUAUGCGAACAGUGGAGGGAGUGUUGAUCGAAAUCAACUCAAUUUCUUCACCAAUCUGCGCGUUAAUGUAGAGGAGCAUAUUUUUGUGUUUUUCUCCGACGAGAAGAGUGUUGGUGUCAAAACCAUGCGCAAACUUCUACAAAUCAUGACGGAGAAGAAUAUACGUCGCGGCAUCAUCAUCUUCCCCGGCAUCAUGACCCCAGCGGCGCGCAAGGUUAUCGUCUCAAUGGCUGAGUUUAAGGUCGAAGAGUUCUCGGAGGCGGACUUGCUCGUCAACAUAACCCAUCACAAACUUGUACCCCGCCACGACGUUCUUACCACAGAGGAAAAGAAAAUGCUCCUUGAACGAUACCGCCUGAAGGAGACCCAGCUACCUAGGAUUCAGCUUGCCGAUCCCAUCGCACGAUAUUAUGGCCUUCGACGGAGUCAGGUCGUCAAAAUUACUCGUCCCAGUGAAACGAGCGGUCGGUACGCCAGUUACCGUAUAUGCUUUUGAGUUCGACUCCUGCUUGUUUUAGCUCGUUUCUAUACGCCAAUCCCCCAUUAUAUCACCGUCUCGUUGUAUUUAAUAGUUUGUCCUGUUUAACAUUUUCCUUUAUCAAUCGUUCCCCUUGGCGUCUUGUCAGACGACCAUUUAAC
Stereum hirsutum FP-91666 SS1 is the source of this 773-nucleotide messenger RNA. Its product is annotated as DNA-directed RNA polymerase RPB5 subunit. Bases 1 to 630 code for a protein of 209 amino acids. The record is from RefSeq and is a predicted model, not a curated record. Gene Ontology annotation, molecular function: DNA binding; DNA-directed RNA polymerase activity. Gene Ontology annotation, cellular component: RNA polymerase II, core complex; RNA polymerase I complex; RNA polymerase III complex. Lineage: Eukaryota; Fungi; Basidiomycota; Agaricomycetes; Russulales; Stereaceae. Gene Ontology annotation, biological process: DNA-templated transcription. The transcript has 6 exons.